This is a messenger RNA of Theobroma umbraticum, 1403 nucleotides long. RefSeq names its product mitochondrial outer membrane protein porin 2-like. Gene Ontology annotation, cellular component: mitochondrial outer membrane. The record is from RefSeq and is a predicted model, not a curated record. Gene Ontology annotation, biological process: monoatomic anion transmembrane transport. NCBI's taxonomy places the organism in Eukaryota, Viridiplantae, Streptophyta, Magnoliopsida, Malvales, Malvaceae. Gene Ontology annotation, molecular function: voltage-gated monoatomic anion channel activity.
CCAAAACAAGAAUAGGGUUUAUGUUACCCCACUGCCAAACUUCGAACAAGUCUAAAACCUCUCUCUCCAUCUUCCCCAAACCCCUCAUCGUUGCUCUCGCUUCGAAGUUCAAACAUGAGCAAAGGACCAGGACUCUUCUCUGAUUUCGGCAAAGAGGCGAAAGAUUUACUCAACAAAGACUAUACCUCCGACCAGAAAUUCACCAUUUCUAGCACCAGCUACACUGGAGUGGCACUUGCAUCAAAUCUCGUGAAAAAGGGAGGUCUCUCCUCUGGGGAUGUUGCUGCACAAUACAAGCACAAGAAUGCUGUAGUUGAUGUCAAGCUUGACACAGAGUCAAAUAUCUUGACAACCCUCACAGUCACAGAUUUACUUCCAUCUGCAAAAACUGUGGCUUCAUUUAAACUGCCUGAUUAUAACUCUGGAAAGUUAGAGGUUCAGUAUUUCCCUGAACAUGCAGCUCUGACUACAGCUGUUGGGCUGAAGAAAUCCUCAGCUGUUGACUUUUCUGCAACCAUUGGUACUCCCAGCAUUGCUUUUGGUGCAGAGGCAAGCUACAUGACAUCUCCUGGUGAAUUUACAAAGUAUACUGCUGGAGUGAAAAUUAUAAAGCCAGAUUCCAAUGCUUCAGUAAUCCUGGCUGACAAAGGAGACUCCCUAAGGGUGUCAUAUUUGCAUCAUCUAAAUCAGCUGAAUGGUGGAGCUGUGGUAGGUGAAAUUGUGAGAAAGUUCUCCACUAAUGAAAACACAUUAACCGUGGGAUGUUUGUAUAAUGUUGAUCCACUCACAGUGGUGAAGGCAAAGCUCAACAACCAUGGCAAUCUUGGUGCUCUUGUGCAGCAUGAGCUCAGACCAAAGUCCUUCCUUACGAUAUCUGGUGCAUUUGACACAAAGGCCUUGGAGAAGACUCCCAAGUUUGGUUUGGCUCUCUCUCUAAAGCCUUGAACAGGGCCUGUAAUAUCUGAAACCUAGUUUUGGAGAUGAAUCUGUAAGCCUUGCUUGUGAGUGCGGAGGUGAGGGUCUGAUCUACUAAUAUAAAGUUAGGUACAUUAGUUUUAUUUAGAUAUUUUGGUCUGUUCCACUAUUUGCUCUAAUAAUUAUUGGUCCAAUUUUAGCAUCUUAACUUAUCUCUGUAUUUGAAGAGUCAUCUAUGAUCUACCCUUAAAUGGUUGCAAGUAGCAUAACACAAGGAUUGAUACCUCUGGACUGAUAAAUGAUAAUCCAUGAAACAACUGACCAGGUGGUCCAAAGCUCAACGGCAAAGCAGAAAUUGCGCUUGAAUUUUUAUUGUAUAUUUUUAUUGGUUGACAAUAUUUACUAUUGGUUUCUGUUUGGUAAGCUAAUCACCAACUUGCCUUCUAACUUUAAAGCGUGAAAGAUGGAUCUCUUCAUUGUUCAGUAAA